Molecule: messenger RNA, 934 nt
Organism: Opisthocomus hoazin
Lineage: Eukaryota; Metazoa; Chordata; Aves; Opisthocomiformes; Opisthocomidae
Source: RefSeq, a predicted model, not a curated record
AUGAGGCCAACAUGGGCUAAGCCCCGCAAAACUGCUGUGGACCUGGGACUGGAAGGAACAUUCCUCAAUGAAGUGCUCUACAAAAACGCGACUUUCCUCAACUUGGUGGAUCCCAUCUCCCAUGACUUGCUGAUGAGCCUCGCUAGAGAUCUGCAGUGUCCCAAAAAGGAAUACGACCCCUGGAAAUCCUCAGACAGGAUCUGCAGGCAGCUGAUUUACCACCUAACCCCCCACUCGAAAUGGCACCGGCACGGCAUGCCCCGGAGGAAGUCCCAAGUGUGCCUGAAGACCAGCCUGCAGAAGAAGGUGAGCCAGGACUCCAUGGAUUUGUCAGGGAUCCCCCUGACCAUGCGGGAUGUUCACCGUAUGGCCUACUACCUGCAGAACAAUGGGGACCAUCUCACCUCUGUGGACCUGAGCUUCACCGAGCUGAACGAUGAGAUGGUGCGCCUGCUGCUGCCCUUCCUCUGGGCACUACCCAAGCUCACUCACCUUUCCCUCAACGGCAACCGGCUGACGCGGGCAACCAUGAAGGAGCUGACUGACACCAUGAAGGACAUGAACAAGUUCCCUUGCCUGGCCUGGGUUGACCUCGGCAACAACGUGGACGUCUCCUCCAUGCCACAGCCAUUGCUCGUGGGCCUGCGCAAGCGCCUCAGCCAGCAGACCACGCUGCCUACCAUCUAUGAGGCGCUCGACUGCGACUCGGAGAUCUCCAGCGGGCACGAGGGCAGCCAGCCAGAGGAUGAAGCAGCAGGGAGCACCCCGCCACGUGCUCUCUCUCAGCAGGGCUGCGAGAGGUGACUGGACAACAGCCUGGCACGGGCACACUGAAGCCGCCCCAAGGAGAAGUCUUGAGUACAAACAUCAAGCAGAGGGCCAGCUUUACCAGCUUCCUUUGGCUCUUUUCCCUCACCUUCCCUACAUCUCCCCC